AUGUCAUAUGCAAAUCAGACUCAGUAUCUGGGGUUACUGGAAAGAGUGUCAUCUUCCAUUGUGACUACAGUGCCAUGUUGUGUGUUUCUCUUCAUUAAUGGGACCUUGUUAUUCACCUUGAGGAGUAAACCAGUGUUUUGUGCGACUCCCCGUUACAUUCUUCUGUUUAACCUCCUUCUUGCAGACACUGUACAGAUGGCACUGAGCCAGUUAAUGUAUGUAAUCGCUUCUUGUAGAAUAUUGCUGACGUAUCCUGUGUGUGGCUUUCUCAACAUGCUUGGUUAUCUCACAAGUGAAAUCUCUCCUCUCACACUGGUGGUGAUGUGUCUGGAGAGAUUUGUAGCUGUGUGUUACCCACUGAGGCACGCUGCCAUCAUCACCGUCAGAAACACAGGGGGGGCCGUCACUGGGGUUUGGGUCUUCAGUUCACUAAAUGUCCUCACUCGGGUUAUUUUGCUAAUAAUAUUUCCCUUUGAAGACCUGCAGAUGAAAGAUGUGUGCUCUAUCACAGCCAUGUUUCUUUACCCAGUUUCUGCUGUUUAUGACAAAGCCUACACUUGUUUUCUGUUUGUAUCAGCGGGUUUGGUAAUAACUUCCUCCUAUAUUGGUGUGAUGAUAGCAGCCAGGUCGGCCUCCACAGACAAAGCUUCAGUCCGUAAGGCUCGUAAUACACUGCUGCUGCAUCUGGUGCAGCUGGGCCUCUGUCUCUCCUCAACAGUGCAAAACUCAUUGCUCUUAGCUAUCUCACAAAUUGUAACGAGGAUAGAAAUUAUGCGUAUCCAGGUUUUUUUUUAUCUGUGUAUGGUCCUCCUCCCCAGAUGUCUGAGUGCUCUCAUCUAUGGCCUCAGAGACCAGACCAUCAGACCCGUCCUCAUGUACAAUCUAUGCUUUCGACUGAAAUGCUCAGUAGCCCCAGCCAAGGCCAACUGUAGUGAUUGA
Messenger RNA from Micropterus dolomieu (smallmouth bass), 939 nucleotides. Its product is annotated as odorant receptor 131-2-like. Gene Ontology annotation, biological process: G protein-coupled receptor signaling pathway. The record is from RefSeq and is a predicted model, not a curated record. Gene Ontology annotation, cellular component: membrane. The transcript has a single exon. Bases 1 to 939 code for a protein of 312 amino acids. NCBI's taxonomy places the organism in Eukaryota, Metazoa, Chordata, Actinopteri, Centrarchiformes, Centrarchidae. Gene Ontology annotation, molecular function: G protein-coupled receptor activity.